GGUUUCCUUUCCUGCUGGGGUCUUGCACACACACCGCGAGUCUAGCUUGUCAAUCAGGGUAAAUGGAGCGAUCUGCUCCCCUCGCCUGCACCCACAGGUUGUAAAGUCAUUAAUUGCUCUCCAACCAGGUUUCACCAAGCUCUCCCUUGAUGCGUUUCUCCUGUAGCUCUGCUGAAGAAUGGCUGCCAGGGACCGGGCUCUCGGCAACAGGUCUGCUGCGGUUUUCACCUAUUCUGUGCUGCUGUUUCUGUGGCGAGCCGGGGCACACGGCUAUCCGUAGCGAAGUUACGGAGAAGGACCGAAGCAGAGAGGAAGAUGUUGCCCAGUGGUGGGGAGAAUGGAGCUCCUGGUCCACUUGCAGUCGGAGCUGCGGAGGAGGGGUCAUGUCACAGGAGAGGCACUGUUUACAGCAAAGACGUAUAAUUUCACAAAACAAAAAUGACACCUUUUGCACUGGAUCACCUCGGCGCUACCACUUAUGCCAGAACCAGCCCUGUCCAAACAAUGGCAUCAGCUUCAAACAACAGCAGUGUUCUGCUUUUAAUGCCAAAGCAUUCAGUGGCCGAUACUAUCACUGGGUUCCACUAUAUCCAGAUGACCACAUUAAUAUUUCUAAUAAGCCAUGCGACUUGCAAUGCACCACUACUGAUGGAGAGAGGCAGUUAAUGGUUCCUGCUCAGGAUGGAACAUCAUGCCGCGACAGAACCUAUCAGGGUGUCUGCAUUACUGGCCGAUGUGAGCCUGUUGGUUGUGAUGGUCUCCUGUACUCCUCCAAACGGCUAGAUAAAUGCGGACUCUGUGGUGGUGAUGGCAGCACCUGCUUCCGAAUCUCGGGCACCUACCGACGUGGGAUUACGCAUUUAGGUUACCUCUUCAUUACAAACAUUCCAGUUGGCGCUUCCGACAUCCAAAUAAUUGAAAGGAGGAAAACAGAAAAUAUUUUAGCUCUUGCAGAUGAAGGUGGCUACUUUUUCUUCAAUGGGAACACAGCGAUUGACAAUCCUCGGAAUUUCCGGGUGGCUGGGACAGUAUUUAAGUACAGGCGACCUGCGAAUCCACUAUCUGAUGGCUUUGAAUACAUUAUUGCCCAAGGGCCUACCAACCAAGGAUUAAAUGUGAUGUACUACAACCUCAAUGGGAAGAUGCCACAUGUCACUUAUGAGUAUACGAUCCCACGGCCGCCUAUGCUGAAGCCUGCACCGCCUGUUGAGAGUCCAUUCUACUUCAGUGUGCCUGAAGCAAAGUUCGAGGACCGUGGCAACAACUGGCAUCAAGUCAAAUUCCACCCAGGCCCCAACGCCCUUCAGUCCAACGUAAUCAGUUUGAGCCCAACACCGUGGAACAUUACAAGCACUUUGCACCACCCCCGUUUGCACAAUAACUUUCGGAGCAGUUCUCAGCAGAGCAGUCUGAGAGCGCUGUGCAGGAACAGCUCCCUGAACGCAGCUCUGUCCAUCUUGUGCGCGGGGAUUCAGGCUAAUGUAUCAGCCAAGCUCAGGACUGAGAACUUCACUAGUUACUCAAAUCCAGGAGGAGGCAGCCAGCAAUUUGAAGAACCCAAUCAGAGCAGCAUACUUGAACAGAUUCAUGUGGGCUCGGAGCCCGGGAUAAACACUGGAGGUGAGGAGAGAUUUAGCUACAGCCUGCUAACGGACUCAAUUUACCCGCUUUCCAAUUCCACUUCAUUCCACCUCUUAAACUUUGUGAAUAACGACAGGACGGAAUCUAUUCAGUCACCAGACACUGAAAGCAAUGAGUUUGAGGAUGGAGAUAUUGAUCACGAUAUCAGUCUGGCUGACAUGUACAGAUGGAAGGUAUCAGCGUACGCACCCUGCAGUUCCACAUGUACCACAGGCAUUACCACUUCUUAUGCUAUGUGUGUCAGGUACGACGGAGUGGAGGUGGAUGAGUCUCACUGUGAUGCGGUUACCAGGCCUGAGCCGACACAUGAAUUUUGCACAGGAAGGGAAUGCCCUCCCAGAUGGGAGACCAGCAGAUGGAGCGAAUGUUCCCGGACCUGUGGGGAAGGCUAUCAGUUCAGGACAGUACGGUGCUGGAAAAUGAUUGCUCCAGGUUUCGACAGCUCCGUUUACGAUGAAUUGUGCGAAGCAGCUGAGCUAACCAGGCCCGUGGAGCGCAAACUCUGCAAAAACAAGGGAUGUGGGCCACAGUGGGAAGUGUCAGAAUGGUCGGAGUGUUCUGCACGGUGCGGCACCAGGGGCAGCAUGAGACGUGAAGUUCGAUGCUCAGUAGAUCCUCGCUUGUGCGAUGAGUACACCAAGCCAACCAACAAGAAGGAGUGCAUGGGGCCACCUUGUGACCGUCGCUGGACUGCAUCAGACUGGGGACCAUGCUCAGGAGUCUGUGGAGAGGGCCGGAUGACACGCUACGUGGUUUGCAGGAAUAAUGAAGGGAAGGUCCUGCCUGACUCGCAGUGCGACCUGACGACAAAGCCCCUGGCGGUGCACCCCUGUGGAGACAGAGACUGUCCCCCUCACUGGGUGUCACAAGAGUGGGAGCAGUGCAAUGCCACGUGUGGCCGGGGCAGGAAGACCCGGAAGAUUCUAUGUGCCGGCUUGGAAAAUGGAGCCUAUAAGGAGUACGAGGAGAGCCGGUGUGGUCACUCCAAGAAGCCUGAUGAGGAGGUGGCCUGUUUCGAGAGGCCCUGCUCAAAGUGGUUUAAAACAUCUUGGUCCCAGUGCAGUAAAACCUGUGGCAGUGGAGUCCGAGUUCGUGAAGUGAAAUGUUACCAGGGAGAUGAAGUCGGACAAGGCUGCAAUCCAUCCACAAAGCCAGAGGCAAAAGAGACCUGUGAGGUUCAGCUGUGUCCCACAGGCGCACCAGACGACAACUGUCAGGACAAAGUGACGGCCAACUGUGCAUUGGUGCUGAAGGUGAAACUGUGCACACACUGGUACUACAGGAAGGCCUGCUGCAGAUCCUGUAAGAAUAGGGCAUAACGCCACUGGUGACCUUCAGGGCCACAAUCCUGCAGGGAAUAACACAAAAUACACAGUCCCUUUUUUCAGUUGGUUGGUGGGGAAGUGCAAGUGCGGAGGGAUUGGGAGGAAGGGGUUGAGAUUCAUCGCCAUUCCCAGUCAAUACGACCAAGCAACACUACAAAACGUGAAACAAAAAUGUACAGUAGACCACAUACCACAUGUUUCUUCGUCUUGUGACUGGAAUACCACUCUGCCUCUUCUUCUUUCUCUCUCCGUUGCAUUGGAAGAUGAUGUGUUCAUUCCCGUUACUUCACAGCCCCACCCCGACCUCCAGCAGCUCCUAGAAUCUGCACAGACCCCACUCCUGGGACCUUUUGUGAGUCUCUGUCAGUGAAGUGGACCCUCCCCCAUUGCCGUCCACUACCUCUACCUUCCAGAAUGACCAGUGUUCCUGUUCUCCUGACAGCCGAUCCAUGCUGGAAACAAAGUGUAUACCAUCCCAGUCCCAAUGACGAUCCGCGUCUUAGUAAGACAAGGUGAAAUAGUUAACUAAGGUGGGUGCUUAGAUCUUUGAAUAUUGUGAGUGAGGGUCUGUGAGGAGGGCACUGGGGCAACAGUCAUUUGAAGAUUUUCUGAUUUUCAGUCAUACGCAGCUAAAUAAUACAAAUAGCAUCCGGACUGAAGUAAGAGGCAUGACCUGAUACAGUUAAGGGACUUGUGAAUAAUAUUCAAAUUAAAAAUUGGUCCAGUACUAAUUUGAAUGACUGGUCACCUCCAACCAUUACAACAAGUACUGUACUCCAUAUUGUUUACAAGCCUUUCUAGAGCCACCUGGAGGGAAAAAUUAGUACUGCAUCAAUUUUUCUUUUCUUCAAUCUCUCCACAAUCCAAUUAACCCCGUCCUUCCCCACACCCCCACCCUAGCUCUGUGUUUGACUGUUCCUCUCACCUUUGGGACCAUGCAUUCCUUUACAAACAAGAAUUUACAACAAGUUAUUGAUCUGAAAUCUUCCCUUUCACUUUGCGAGAGCCAGUUAUCACGAGGAACCACGGAGGCUCUGUCCGUCUUGAAGGCCCCUCACCUCUCUGUAGCCAUCUAGAAUCUGGGAUAACUUGACAGAGAAGGGUUGAGUCAGGCAUUCCAUUAAAAGAUGGUGCACCACUCUGAUAUGCCAACUUGGGGCACCCUUGGCCACUCUCAACACUUAAGUAUUGUGCAGGUAAUGGGGAAAUCACCAGAAGGCAUUUCAGUUGGGUUGCCCACAGACUGAAACGUGUCUCAGUGCAACCCGCGAUAAAGUUGGCAACUCAUUGGAGAUCACCAGAAGAUGCAGAACCAGGUGCGUGAGUCACGGGACUUGUUGCCGAAGAGGGCGAGGUUCCAGGCGCUGAUGGCACGUGUCGAUUGCGUGAUUCGUGCCUGACGUAUUUUGAUCCCAAGUGACACUGGGGGAGAGCCGAACUCAACCAGAGUGAGACCUGACUCUGUUCAACAGCAGAAAGCCCCUUGAGGGUGUUGCUAUGCACAGGUCUGCUUUGGAAGGUGAGGUUAACACUCCUCAUGAAGCGAAGUUUGGGGACGUAUUUCUGAUAGUAUGAUGUAGCUUUAAUAUAUGACAACUAGAUGUUAUCACAUGCUCCCAAGUGUAAUUGUACAGUGACUCUUUAGAAUUAUUUUACAGUAACAGAUUAUUGAUGUACUGUAGCUAUAUUAUUAGAAGUAUUUUGUACAGCAAUAAAUAAC
Molecule: messenger RNA, 4686 nt
Organism: Stegostoma tigrinum
Lineage: Eukaryota; Metazoa; Chordata; Chondrichthyes; Orectolobiformes; Stegostomatidae
Product: ADAMTS-like protein 2
Exons: 18
Coding region: 150-2960 (936 amino acids)
Biological process (GO): extracellular matrix organization
Cellular component (GO): extracellular matrix
Molecular function (GO): metalloendopeptidase activity
Source: RefSeq, a predicted model, not a curated record